Molecule: messenger RNA, 2387 nt
Organism: Polyodon spathula (Mississippi paddlefish)
Lineage: Eukaryota; Metazoa; Chordata; Actinopteri; Acipenseriformes; Polyodontidae
Product: death effector domain-containing protein-like
Exons: 6
Coding region: 855-1970 (371 amino acids)
Biological process (GO): extrinsic apoptotic signaling pathway via death domain receptors; apoptotic process; regulation of apoptotic process
Cellular component (GO): nucleolus
Molecular function (GO): DNA binding; protein binding
Source: RefSeq, a predicted model, not a curated record
GGAUGUGCCUUCAUUUUAGCCGUGGGGCCAAGAUGGCGGCCUGUUUUAGGCUUUAGUUUAAGGAGUAAAACAAAACGCCGAGGAAUUUAGUGAAGGGCGUUUAAACACUGCAAGAAACCAACUGACCAGACGAGAAACGUCUAAAAACCAGAGGAGCUGUAAGCGGACAUGAGGAACAAGGUUGAAGAAGAAGGACAUAGUCAAAUGUUUUAUUUCAGAUUAAACACGACAAGCCAAUUUGAAGGGAAAAUAAACUACAUACAAAUACUAGUUUAAAAAAAUAAUAGUAAUAAUAAAUAAAUCAGGCCAUACCGCGACAGCUGGAGCUAUUUAAAAUAAGUACAGGGAAUACGCUUCACGCUUGGAACGAAUUAUUUUCUUUUUUUUUUUUUUGUAUUUUUUGUAAUUUCGUUACAAUCAUUUUUUAACAAGAACGAGUUUUAUAUAUUGUAUUCAUUAUUUUCCAUUGUUUUUCGGGGGCGGGGUGGAUUACUACAACCUAUUUGAACCAGAAGAAAGGAGAAAUGAAGAAAUAUACAGAACUGCCUUGGUGCCCCUGAAUCUUCACGCCCAACAAAGGCAACAUUGCCCUGCCCUUCAAGACCCGAACAGUAGUUAAAGAGAACUGAGAAGGGAUUAUUUUAAAAUAAAAAAAAGUAAAAAUCAAAAAACGGAACAUUCCCUUUGUUUGAAGAAGUAAAAGAAAACUGAUACAAAAAAGAGACAAAUGGGACAAUAACAAACAUAAAACAACUGACUAUGUCCUAAGAAAAGAAAGAAGAAAAAAUAAAUACCUCCUUUUUAAAAUCAAACCAACCAAUCAGCAAACAUUCCGGUAGUCUAGAGGCAAAGUGAUGACAUCACAGAACCACCACAACAUCAACAACAGCACCUCCCACACACACAAUAACACUCACAACUCUGCCACACACAGCUCGGCUUGGCUGAUCCCCAGGUCAUCCAGCAGCCCCGCCCCUCUCUCUGCUGUCCCUGCCCCCUCCCCGGGCCCCUCCCCCUCAAUGGGUGGGGUGGCGUGUGGGCGUGGCCUCUGUGUGUGGCCAGACGAGGCGGUGGACGGCUCGUACGGCCUGUACUCUCUGCAUCGCAUGUUUGAUAUCGUGGGCGCCCAGCUGACUCACAGAGACGUGCGCGUGCUCUCCUUCCUGUUCGUGGACGUAAUUGACGAGUACGAGCGCGGCGGGAUCCGCGAUGGGAGGGACUUCCUGCUUGCGCUGGAGCGGCAGGGUCGCUGCGAUGAGACCAACUUCAGACACGUGCUGCAGCUGCUGAGGAUCAUCACCAGACACGACCUGCUGCCCUAUGUGACCCUGCGCAGGAGGCAGGCUGUGUGUCCAGACCCUGUUGAUAAGUACCUGGAGGACACGUCUGUACGUUACGUUUCUCCCCGAGAUGUUGCUGAAAGCAGAGGGGUCUCUCAGCACAGACGCACAGGCCCCCCGCCCCUGCUGUACUGCCCCCCUGUCAGACCCGCGGUGUGUUCAGGACGAAGCAAACCCACCCCUAGCACCCCCAGCAGGAAGAGGAAGAGAGCGCACAGUACAGCCGACUGCAGAGAGAAGCAGACCUGUGAUAUCCGGCUGCGGGUGCGUGCUGAGUAUUGCCAGCAUGAGUCUGCCCUGACAGGGAACGUCUUCUCCAACAAGCCUGAGGCUCUGGAGCGGCAGUUUGAGCGCUUCAACCAAGCCAACACCAUCCUGAAGUCGCGGGACCUCGGCUCCAUCAUCUGCGACAUCAAGUUCUCGGAGCUCACCUACCUGGACGCCUUCUGGAGGGACUACAUUAACGGCUCGCUGCUCGAGGCGCUCAAGGGCGUCUUCAUCACAGACUCCCUGAAGCAGGCCGUCGGACACGAAGCCAUCAAGCUGCUCGUCAACGUGGACGAGGAGGACUACCAGGCAGGCAGGAGGAGGUUGCUGAGGAACCUGCUCAUAGGGAGGGACGCCUCUUAACUGUGAGAGUGUGUGUGUGUGUGUGAGAGAGAGAGUGGCUGUGUGUGUCUUGAGAGGAUUUUUGGUAUUCAUUCGUAUCCCCAAACACUCACUCCCUGUCUAUCUGUUUUUCUGUCAUUGGAGUGAAGCAAGGAUUGCGUUAAUAACCUUGUGUGUCAAGCUUUUGUGUGUGAGUGAAAGAGUGUCUGUGCGAGUGAGUGAGAGACCUGUGUCCUUUGAGUAAUGAUGUUGUUGGAGUGCCUGUGAAUACUGUGAGCGCAAGCUACCUGUCGGAGACAGAAGGACUCUGAAUGAGAGAGAUGGAGAUAGAGAUAGGCUGGCAGGCUCUCGCGUUCUUGUCUCUAUAGAAGUACACUUAUCUCUCAUCAAUGUACUGUAUAUACUCUCCUUUAAAUAAAAUAUACAACAUAUAUACUA